Molecule: messenger RNA, 1615 nt
Organism: Stomoxys calcitrans (stable fly)
Lineage: Eukaryota; Metazoa; Arthropoda; Insecta; Diptera; Muscidae
Exons: 3
Coding region: 222-1385 (387 amino acids)
Biological process (GO): regulation of transcription by RNA polymerase II
Cellular component (GO): nucleus; transcription regulator complex
Molecular function (GO): DNA binding
Source: RefSeq, a predicted model, not a curated record
UAUAAACAUCUCCGGACAGACAGACGGACAGAUUAACUGCCCAUCUGUUGUAGUUGUUGGUAUAGUGUAAAAGAAAAUCGCCGCCAUAGCAGGCAGCCCUCUAUUUUCCUUGUGUAUCCUUGUCUGCGAAAACUGAGGAAAUUAUAAUACUUUGAAAGAAAUUUUGUCUACAUCGCGUUAGUUCGAUUGGCAUUGAAAACACCAAAGUCAAAAUUAAACAAAUGAUGACUCUUAAGGCAACAGAAACCAUUCCCAAUAUGACCACUAGCAAUAAAAAAUUAAAAAUAGGCCUCGACAAUCGUUUUACAGCCAGCAAUGUUGAUUCUCUAUCCGUUAUACGUGAAGUUAAGAAAUACAAAGUUAUGUACGAUACGGAACAUGAGAAGUACCAUGACCAACAUUACCGAGCCACUGUAUGGGAGCAGAUAUGUGAAAACCUAUAUCCUGAAUAUCAUGAAUAUAAUGUGACAUUACGGGCUCACAUAGUUGCAUUAGUGCGUCGUCGCUGGAAAUCCGUACGCAAUUAUAUAGCCCAGGAGGCUAAGCUAAUGGUAACCACAGACUAUUGUCGCAAAAGGGAAAGCACACAGUGGGAAGAGAUGCAAUUUAUACUGCCAUAUAUAAAAACUCCAUAUUGUGAACAGUUCGCCACAGAAUUGGGCUUAAAACGCUCAGAUGGCACGGACUCUAAUUCGACAAAGGCCGAAAUCAUAAACGAGCCAAACAACACUGAAAGCGAUGCCAGUCUGCCAUUGCAAACACGUAUCAAAAUCAAAAAUGAACGAUUUCUUAUAAAUGAAUUUGUCAAACAAGAAGAACCAUAUGAAAUCAUUGAUGAUGAUGAUGACGAUCCAGAUUAUCAGGCUGCUGAAGAUUAUGAAGAUGCAUAUUUUAAUUCAGCCAAAACAAAUGAUUCCUGCACAGACAAAUCAUCAUUGGAAUCAAUGAACUGGACCAAAGAAAAUUCUUCAAGACGUCCUUCCAUAGAUCCACAAACCAAUGGAGAAACAUUUCAGUCAACAACUCCUUCGCUACUAACUCCAAAAACAUUAGAUCACAAUCAUAAGCAUAUGCCGGCCGUUAAUGCAGAUGAUGCGGAUAAUGAGGCACCAUCUGCAAAACGACCCUGUCAUGAGACCCAAACUAUGUCCACUGGUACAAAUACAAAUGAGACUGGCAAUUCUUUGGAUAUGCAACGUAAACUUUUAGAGUUACUAAUAAACAUUGAACACCGACAAUUACAAUCAAAUCAAACAGAUAAUUCGCAUGACGUGGAUCGCAUGUUUUUGCUGUCUUUGGUAUCCGAUUUCAAACAAAUACCUGUCCAUAAGAAAAUAUCUGUUAAGGCGAAAAUUGCAACAAUUAUUGCUGAGGCUUUAGGUUAAUAGAUUUUGAGUUUUGGAAAUAGUCGAAGGAUGUUUUCAAAGAAACACAUUGGUUAUAAAUAUAAGCUUAGAAUAAGCCAUAUUGCUGCCAUAAUAGUUUACUUAAAUAGGUUUUACAUUAGAUUUGUAUUAUUAUUUGUACUCAUAGAUGUUUAAAUUCAAUAUAGUUUUUCGCUGAUUUAACGAAAGAGUGAAAAAAAGAUAUUAAAUAAACUUUGGUUUUAUAUCAA